Limulus polyphemus (Atlantic horseshoe crab) is the source of this 3666-nucleotide messenger RNA. Its product is annotated as actin-binding protein IPP-like. Bases 179 to 2008 code for a protein of 609 amino acids. Gene Ontology annotation, molecular function: protein binding. The transcript has 7 exons. The record is from RefSeq and is a predicted model, not a curated record. NCBI's taxonomy places the organism in Eukaryota, Metazoa, Arthropoda, Merostomata, Xiphosura, Limulidae.
GCGCUACAAUCGCUACUGGCACUGCAAAAAGGGUGGUGGACGUAACGAAGUUUAGUCUCGUAUGUGUGUCAAUCAGAAAGUUUUGUAGACCAGUUCUUUCAAAACAUUAACAUUUGUGAAGAGAUGCGCAUGGUAUCUUUUGUACAUGAAUAUUGUAUUUAAGAUAACGUGCAGUUGAAUGGCUUCAAAUGGUCGCAUGAGAAGGUGCAAUGGUACUAGACCAGGCUAUAGAGUGCAUGGAGGAAGGUAUCGUCCAUCGGCAGAACGUGAAAUAAGAGCUGCUAAGCAUCAUUUUCAUUCUUGGGAUUACAUAAAUUCCAUCCUAACAAAUCUUAACAAACUGCGAGAAAAAGAAAAGUUUUGUGAUGUCACUAUUUCUGUCGCCGAUGAAGAAUUUCAUGCACAUCGACUGGUUCUUGCUGCCAGUAGCCCCUACUUUGAAGCAAUGUUUAGUGGUGGGUUGGCAGAAGAGCAAGAUAAACGUGUUGAAAUCCAAGGCAUCUCAUCCUUGGUAUUUAAUGAAUUGUUGAAGUUCAUCUAUUCUGGGGAAAUUAAGAUUAUUCAAGAAAAUGUUCAGGAUUUGCUUGCUGCUGCAAACAUGUUGGAAAUAUCACAGGUGGUUUCUGCUUGUUGUUCUUUCCUGCAGAAGGAAUUACACCCAUCAAACUGUGUAGGUAUAUGUCAGUUUGCUGAGCUCCAUGCCUGCACAAACUUGAAACUUGAGGCCAAGAGGUACAUUGAGAGAAAUUUCAUCGAGGUUAUCCAGGAAGACGAGUUUUGUGAACUGCCAAAGGAUUCCCUAAAAAGCUUUUUGAGGAGUGAAGGCUUAAACAUUGACAGUGAGUUUCAGGUUUUCCAAGCUACCAUGAAGUGGAUACUUCAUGACGUUACACAUCGACAAAAGUAUGUCACUGAGCUUUUGGAGGCUGUUCGUUUGCCUGUUAUCUCCAUAAAACAGCUAGAUGCUUAUGCUCAAGAGUGUCCAGAUCUAAAUCUGAAAGUUACCUUGUUAAAAUCUCUUCAAAAUCACAGAAUGGAAAUGAGAUUAGUAGAAGCAAAACGGCGUUUAGGUCAAGUUUAUGAUGUUCGUCUCCAGCCUCGAAUGUGUGCAAAGAAAUGUGUGUAUGUGUUAGGUGGUUAUAAUCGUGAAUUAGGAAGAAGGUGGAAUGAAAGUACCACACUAGUAACUGUUGAACGAUUGGAAACAUUUAAAUGUCAAUGGAAAACGUUAUCACCAAUGCUUCAUUCUCGUAGUGGACAUGGUGUUGCAGUACUUAAUAACUUGAUUUAUGUCAUAGGUGGUGAGAGUGAUUGUUUAAUAUUUAGUAAUGGAGAAGUUUAUGAUCCAGUGUCCAAUCAGUGGUCCAUGAUUUGUAGUAUGAACCAGCCUAGAUGUGCUUUAGGUACCUGUGCUCUGAAUGGCUACUUGUAUGCCCUUGGAGGAUGGGUGGGAGCUGAGAUAGGAGAUACAAUGGAACAGUAUGAUCCUCUCCAAAAUAAAUGGACUAUUGUUGGAAAAAUGAGCAUUCCCAGAUAUGCAAUGGGUGUAGUUGCUUAUCAAGGAUUAAUUUACAUAAUUGGUGGGCUAAGUGCUUUGAGUACAGAGCUAGACCUAGUUGAAAGUUUCAAUCCCGUUACUGGAGAGUGGAAUCGUCUUGCACCCCUGAGUACUCGAUGUGCCUAUGUUGGAGUUGCCGUAUUACAUGAUCAGAUAUAUACCGUUGGAGGGACCAAUAACCGUCAUGCAGCACUACGGACAGUGGAGCGUUAUUCCAUUGAAGAGAACAAAUGGACUGAAGUUACUUCAGUCAAAACUGCACGGGCAGGUGCGUCGGUUAUCUCAGUCAAUGGACGGCUUCUUGUUAUUGGAGGGCGUACAUCUAGUGAUGAGUUUUCUGCUCCAGUGACUCUUAACACUGUUGAAGUUUAUGACCCCGAGACCAAUUCAUGGACAGAGAGUACUCGCAUGCCGACCAGCCGAUGUGAAGCAGGAAUUGCAGUGCUCUGAUAAUUGGCUAACCAUCAUAAAGCAUGAAUCAAAAUGUUUGGAAACGAACAACGAAAGUUCUCCAUUAGUGCUAUCUCAUUGAAAUCAGUACCUUGAAGAAAAAUAAAACUAAUUCUUAAGUUAUGACUUUCAGUUCAAGCUUUAGAAUUUAAUUUCUAUGAAUCAGAAUAAACCACUGAACUUAAGCUUUUACCUACGUGUACUACCUAACUUGUAGCAUUUUUCACUUUCAUCUCUAUAAUAUUUGAAAGAUGGAAAAGUUAAAGGAAUAUUGAGAAAAUGCAUGAAGUUUGCCACCAAACAUAACACAUUAAUUCAGGAGUGUACAACUGAAACUCGUUUAAUAAUCCUCUUUAUAAAUGUUAAUUUUAUUUAUGCCGUAGUACACACUUCAUUUCUUUCACUGCCAACACCCAGGUAGAACCAACAUUAGACAUGAGAAAAUGUCAGUUAAAUUAUUCACAAGACUUGAUGUGUCAAUUUUUUUACAAAAUGGUUAAUAUUUAUUUCCAUUACGUGUUUACACAAUUUUGAUGCAUUGGAUGGAAAUUAAUGUGAAUAAUUUCUAAAGGCAAUGGAGUUUCUUGAAAACUAGUUUUUACUGUUACUUUGAUGAAAUUUUGGAAAACGUGUUACGUGAAGCAUGAGUUUGUGGGAUAGUAACAUUACAGUAUCAUUAAUUACAUUUAUAUCGUGAAUAAUGACGUAUCUUUGAAAGAUGCAUCACUGUCAUAACUAUAAAAAAAAAUUUUAUCUGUAAAACUUAAAUUACUUGUGCCUUGUUAAUUCAAGUACAUAUUAUGUUUUUGUUUUGGGAAUAUUUUUAAUUAUUUUAGUACUCUCGUGUUACCUGUACUGAAAGUUUACAAUAAUUGUAAUAAUACAGAGAAUGUGAACAUUCUGUAUUAAAAGGUUGGAAGACAACAUUGUUUGUAAUAGUUCUAGGUUUGCACUAUUGGAUGGCAAGUUGGUAAUAUAGGGCCACUGGAUGUUUCAUGUAACUUGUCAAUUAGCUGGUAUAGGUGGGAAUACACAGCUGCAUUUUAUACUGUGUAAUAUUGAAAAGCUUUGUAUCUUGUAUAGAAGGCCAUGUUUGUAAUACAAAAAAAAAAUGUAAAUGUGUGUGUCAACAUGCAACUUGGUUUUGUAACCUGCGUGUUUUACUUUUCUAAUUGGGUAUAAGGCUAAAGGGGGAAAAAAAAAUAUUAUUUUAAGUGUUUACAAGUUUAUCAGAUGAAGAUUCAUACUUUGAAUGAAUAGGUUUUGCAGACUAGUUUAUUUGAGCAUCCAAUUAAAAGUGCUAUUGGAAUUAUGAAAUCAUUGUUUUAUAUAUCUUCAUUAAUACAAAUUAGAGUAAGCUCUUUGGUUAUUUAAUGACCCAGUUAUCUGUAAUAUUGAUUCAGUUAUUUUACAUUAUCAUAAGUACAAGCAUGGUCAAGUUGCAAUAAAACUGGAGGUUUAUUUAAUAUUACAAAUCUACUUAAGUAGCCUGUGAGUGAGUUUUAUGUUAGUAGUAGUAUGUAGGUGAUAGGUGGAUGUAUGCAUACAUUAAACCUAACGGGACUGACAAAAAGUAUGUAAUAUUAAAAGUUUGAACUUCAAAUGCAUGUUUGAUCUUUCAUUUUUGCAUGACUUCUGCAAGUUUUCUGUUUCCCACA